GUAAUCAGGAAAUGAUCAAAGUGACACUGAAACAGCAAAAUGCAGUCUCGAUAAACUUGUUACUUUUGUUGUUUUCCCCAGUUUAUAAAUAGUAUUAGUUUCCCCCCUCAGAGUGUUUCAUUCCCAGCUCCUGAUUGGAACAGGGACAGUGGAUUCCCAGAAUGUUGCUGAUCCUUUUCUCCAUCUCCCUGUGUUUUUCCUGGGUCUCUCCCGACACUGACUCCUUCACAGUGCUGUACACGGGAACCUCCGGCAUUCCUGAUCACCCUGAGUUUGUAGGUGUGGCAAUGCUCAAUGAAGUAAUGUUAUCCUAUUAUGACAGUGACACCAUGCAGAUGGCUUCCAGACAGCAGUUCAUAACGGACUAUCUGAAUGUGGAAAACUGGGAUUACCUCAACCGCCUGGGAAAGGAACGUUACGACGUAAUGAAGAAGACUUUUAACACGAUCACGAAAGGGACGAACCACACGGCUGGAUUUCACAUUCUACAAUGGAUAAGGACUGUCAAUGUCACUGAAGAUGGCUCUGUUCUGAGAUUGAUGCGGUUUGGAUUUGAUGGGAAUGACUAUAUUAGUUUAGAGCCAGACAGAAUGAGAUGGGUUGCAACCAAUCCCAAUGCAGUGAAGAUUAAAGAGAAAUGGAAUUUGGAUGAAUCCUGGAACAAGCAUUGGGAAUGGCAGUUGGAAGAAGAACUCGUUGGCCUCUUAAAGAAAUAUUUACAAGUUGGAAAGGAAUAUCUCAGAAGAAGAGUUCAGCCUGAAGUGUUCAUCUCCAGAAGUGACCCCAAUAGUCAGUACAAGCCGCUCACUCUCUCCUGCCUGGUUACUGGGUUUUAUCCUGUAGACAUCGAGGUGAGCUGGCUAAGGAAUGGAGAGGUAAUGUCUGAGACACUGUCCUCGGGGGUUCGACCCAACCACAAUGGGACCCAUCAGAUCCAGAAAGAGAUUGAAAUAAAUGCUGGGGAUGAGGAUCAAUACUCCUGUCAAAUUGAACACAGCAGCCUGGCAGAGAGCAAGCUCUUUCAGUGGGAAAUCCCAGAAAACGGUGUGGGACACUCACAACUUGGGAUUAUAAUUGGACUCGUGAUCGCAGCACUGCUUGCUAUAUUUGGGAUAAUCGGAACAAUCAUUUGGAAAUGGCAAAGGAGAGAUUCACCAAGUGUGACCUACACAACAGCUCAGACUUCUGAUGUCUCUGUUCCAGCUGCAUGUGUUUCACAAGCGAAGAGGCAAGCAUUCCUCUUGAGUACUUUUGGGAUCAAAGCCUACAGACUGAUUCAAAGUUUGACCGCACCCAAUGACCCAGAUUUGAAAAACGUUGAUGAAUUUGUGGACCUCUAUGAAGAGAAACAGAGAGAAUUCAGCAUCUCUCUGAACAAGCUGAAGGAUGAGUCAGCAGAGAAGACACAACAAUGUUCAAUUGUCCAGGAAGCAGCCAACAAAUACAAAAAAGAGACAGAAGGGCUGAAGAAUCAGUUGGAACAGGGAGAGUGGAUUCCCAGAAUGUUGCUGAUCCUUUUCUCCAUCUCCCUGUGUUUUUCCUGGGUCUCUCCCGAGUCGCACUCCCUCAGGUAUUACUAUACCACAAUGCUUAACAGUGGGGACCUCCCCGAGUUCAUUCAUGCUGGUGUUCUCGACGGUGUGCAGAUAACCUACUAUGACAGCCACAGCAAGAAAGACGUCCCACGGCAACCGUGGAUGAACUCAUCACUGCAGCAGGAGUAUUGGGAUCAAGAGACACAGAGAUUGGUCGAUCGAGAGAAGCUGUCCCUCGCCAAUGUAAAGAUAGCAACACGGCGAACACACAGUGACAAGAAUGGUCUGAACUUCCUGCAGUACACUUCAGGCUGCGAGGUGAGUGAUGACGGGACUGUGAGCGGAGUUCGGCAAUACGCCUUUAAUGGGCGCGAGCUGAUCAGCUUCGACCUGGAGCAUGCCACCUGGUUCGCUGUCUCCCCUUACGCUGAGAGCAGCCAGAACAAGUGGAACAGUAACAAGGCCGACAACAUGUACAAGAAACAGUACACAAAGAAAAUGUGUGUUGAUUGGUUAAACACGUACCUUGGUUAUGGAGCUAAUACACUGAAUCGCAAAGUUGUCCCAGAGUUGAUUGUCUAUGACACAAAGAGCUUGGAUGGCCAGAAUCUCAAUCUCCACUGCCUGGUCACUGGUUUUUACCCACAAUCCAUCAAUGUAAUCUGGUAUACAGACGGAAAGCCCCUCUUCAAAUCCCAAAGCACCGGCAUUCGACCCAACCAUGACGGCACCUACCAAAUCAGGGUGCACUUCCAGACUAAACCCGGAGAUAGCCGCAACCAUGUCUGUCGCGUCCUACACAGCAGCUUUUCUGGAGCAAUGGAGAGACCCUGGGUUAAAGGUGGAGCAUCUGGAGUGAUUAUCGCUGUGGCUCUGUUGGUGCUAUUUAUUGUACUCGUUGUUGCUGGCUUUUUCUGCUGGAAGCGCCAACAGGAAGUAAAGGAGAAAUUCGGCUGGUGUUUUGGUGUUGCUUCUAAAAGUGAUGGCUCUGUGGCAGAAAGUUCUAACAGCAGGCAGCCAUUGCAAUCUUCCCCAGUUGACAAGAUGAUAGGCAGUGGAGGUACCUUGGUUUCAAUUCCAGCAGACACUCCCAGUUCAAAUGCAAUUACUGAGAGUAUACAACAACCACUGUUUCAACAAUCAGACCAGGGUUCAACCAAGUAACAGGCGAAGGUGGAAAGGAGGUAACAUCACUUCACCGCUGUGACACAAUCCUGCCUUUUUCUAUCUCUAAUUUUAGUCUCUUGCUGAUAUGAACGAGAUGGGUUUUUACAACAAUCAACAACAGUUUCAUGGUUAUCAUUAGACUUUUAACUCCAGAUUUUUAACCAUUCACUAUGGACACAGAUCUGUUUAGAUGGACACCUUCAGCUAUUGGACUGAUCUCUACUCUGUCACUGUGUGAUGAUCCACAGUUUUACAAUUUGCUUCUGCUUAACAUUCUCACUGGGCAAUAUCUGAUCACCUGACUCAUCCAAUAGGGGUGGAUCUGAAUUGUCUGAGCGAUCUGAUUGGACAGCAGUGACCACAUGACCUGCCCAAUGCUUUGAGUCACUUAUGACCCAGUGGAUCAGUGAUUCCUUGCAGUAAUUUCAUUGGCCAGUGAUGACCGCAUGACCUCUAUAUUUGUGCCUCAUUGGCUGAACUGAUCGCCUGACCUCCUGUCUGGCUCACUCCAGGGUGUUUGUCAGGUGGGUAUCAUCUCCAUGCAGUGAGAGUGACGGAAACAAGGCUCUAAGCACCGGCAGGGUGACAUGGCGAACUCUCGGCUGGGUCUAACUGAGGCUCUGUAACAUCCCCCACAAAUUCAGAUCAUCAAUUGGUCGAGCCUCAGGCAUCAUGUUAACAUUGGAAUAUCUAACACUUGGUGGGACAUCGGUGCUGACAGACCUCAUGAUGGGGACUGUGCAUCCACUAGUUCAGCAACAUGAAUUCCUGGCAGUGAUGAGUAAAUAUGUACUGUUAAUCUAGAAUAUGCUAAUUCUGGUGGUGGGGGUGCUUAAUGUGCCGGACAGGUUAACACUCAAGGGGCAGAUUGACACUUGGAGAGCAGAUUAAUGCUUUGGUGGUUUAAUCCUAAAAAAGGGUUUUAAUGCUCAAAGGGGGGUGGGUGGUAAAUGCUCGGAGAGGGUUAAUGCUCCCGAGGGUGAAUUGUCCGAAGGGCUAAUACUCGUUGGGGGUUAAUGCUCGCAGAGGGUGGUUAAUGCUUGACAUGGGGGUUAACAUUCGGAAGGGGUUAAUCUUCAGAGGAGAUGAAUGUUCAGAGGGGGUUAAUGUUUGGAGGGGUAAAUGCUCAUCGUGGUAGAGGGGUGUCAAUGCUUAGGGAGAGUGCUUAACGCUAGGGUGGGGAAAGCCAACGUCUUCAGGAAUCUCGCGCAUAAUUUUCCUGUUUUAUCCCAAUCCUGUACAGUUCCUUCUUUUUAUAACUCAGGUUUUCUGUUGUCUUUUGCUGUUCUUUUCACUUUGUUUUGUAAUGACGUGCAACCAAAUAAAGAGAUAUUGAAAACGAA
This is a messenger RNA of Carcharodon carcharias (great white shark), 4045 nucleotides long. RefSeq lists its product as uncharacterized. The record is from RefSeq and is a predicted model, not a curated record. NCBI's taxonomy places the organism in Eukaryota, Metazoa, Chordata, Chondrichthyes, Lamniformes, Lamnidae. The transcript is spliced from 16 exons. Gene Ontology annotation, cellular component: external side of plasma membrane. The coding region runs from base 162 to 2699 and encodes 845 amino acids. Gene Ontology annotation, biological process: immune response.